UCUGUCUCUCUCUCUCUCUGUCUCUCUCUCUAAAAGCGUUCGGCAAUGGCAAGCUCCUUCUCAGAUUCAUCACUACUCCUCCCCUUCACACUGAGGAGAAGAAUAUAAAAGGCCGGUUCCCCCUCCCCACUAUAACCCCAAAUCCUUUAUCUCUUAAACCCUCUCCUCUCCCUUCUCUUAUAAACCCUUGUAGUCUCCUCUCCUUCUCUUCUUUCUCCGAUGGCGGGAUACUCGGUGGCGGCGCCGCUGUGCACGUGGUUGGUGGCAGCGUGCGUGACGGCGUCGGGUGGAAAGGAGGGGCCUUUGGCGGCGCCGGCGCCGGCGGUCGGGGAGGCGAGGCGGUUGAGCCGGUCGGCGAGGAGGCGGAGGGCGGCGGCGCUCCGCCUCGACGCCCGGGAUUCCUCUGGAGGACUGAUGUCGGCGCUCCGUGGAUCGGGGAUCCAGGGGCUGAUGAGCUCCUGCCUCGCCUUCGAGCCCUGCGCGGAGUUCUACGGCUCUAAGGGCGCGUCGGCUUUCUUCGGAGAGAGUGGCUUCUCCCUCUUUGGGACGUCGAAGGCGGAGACUACGAGAAGGCAGCGAAGGGCCGCGCGCGCCUCUUGCGUCUCGGGUUUUAAUUCAGUUUACAUGGUCUCAGGCAAAGCAAUGGCAGUAGCUGUGCAGCCUGCUAAGGAAAUUGCAGAAAAGAAGAGAACCCAUACAAAGAAGAGGAGAGUGGUCGUGACAGGGAUGGGUGUGGUGACUCCACUGGGCGUUGAUCCUGAUAUCUUCUACAAUAACCUUCUUGAUGGUGUCAGUGGUAUAAGUCAAAUUGAAACAUUUGACUGUACCAACUAUCCAACAAGAAUUGCAGGAGAAAUUAAAUCUUUUUCAACAGAUGGAUUGGUGGCACCUAAAUUAUCUAAACGAAUGGACAAAUUCAUGCUCUAUUUACUUAUUGCUGGAAAGAAAGCAUUAGCCAAUGGUGGGGUUACUGAAGAGGUCAUGAGUCAGCUUGACAAGGCAAAAUGCGGAGUGCUCAUAGGCUCUGCGAUGGGUGGAAUGAAGGUUUUUAAUGAUGCCAUCGAAGCUUUAAGGGUCUCAUAUAAGAAGAUGAAUCCAUUUUGUGUUCCAUUUGCAACGACAAACAUGGGUUCUGCAAUCCUUGCCAUGGAUCUGGGUUGGAUGGGCCCAAAUUACUCUAUUUCAACUGCUUGUGCUACAAGCAAUUUCUGUAUCCUGAAUGCAGCAAACCAUAUAAUAAGAGGGGAAGCUGAUGUGAUGCUUUGUGGUGGAUCAGAUGCUGCUAUUAUACCAAUUGGACUGGGGGGUUUUGUUGCUUGCAGAGCACUCUCGCAGAGAAAUAGUGAUCCGACUAAAGCGUCACGGCCUUGGGACAUUGAUCGUGAUGGAUUCGUGAUGGGGGAGGGGGCUGGCGUGCUUCUACUGGAAGAAUUAGAGCAUGCUAAGCAAAGAGGAGCAAAUAUCUAUGCUGAAUUUCUUGGGGGAAGCUUCACAUGUGAUGCUUACCACAUGACUGAGCCACAUCCUGAGGGGGCAGGCAUUGCUCUUUGCAUUGAGAACGCAUUAGCACAAGCAGGGGUAGCCAAAGAAGAUGUUAAUUAUGUAAAUGCUCAUGCAACUUCAACACCUGCUGGUGACCUAAAAGAGUAUCAAGCUCUCAUUCGUUGUUUUGGGCAGAAUCCUGAGCUGAGAGUGAACUCUACAAAAUCAAUGAUUGGUCACCUACUAGGAGCUUCUGGUGCGGUGGAAGCUGUUGCUGCAAUUCAGAUGCUUUGUAUUUCUAUGAAGUGGUCGGGACUAGUAGCUUUUGCUUCCUUGUGUUCUCGUGUCUUGCAAUCUUCUUCAAGAAAUAGAUGUAUUUCACCUACCCCUUAAACAGAAGGACUGGUGCAAAAUGUUUGUACACUUGUUUUAUGUUGAUUUGUAAUGUACACUAGCAUAUAGUGUUUUAGAACUUUUGGUUGUCUUUACCUAAACAUUUCUUCCAAAUUUUCCAACAUGAUAUCACAUCACUGAAAAUAUGUCAUUUUCAUUUUAAAAAUCUGACUUGGUUUGGAUAAUAUGAGCGGCAAUUCUUGCAAGGAAAUAAAAGAGGAGAGUUAGGGCCUUGAUGGAAACUUAGUAUUUUGUUGAAUACUUCAAUCUCAUAUGGGAGAACUUCAAAGUGCUUAAUUUGCUUGUGCUAAGAGUACCAUGUUGUGGAAGGUCUGUGCUUCAAGAUGAUUAUGAAUAAAAUCAAUUCGUAUCCUAAAAUGUCCUGGUUGUUUGGUGAAAUCCUUGCUAUUAGUAGGGGUCUACAUGAGCAUAACAUGAAAGAGCAGACAGGGAGCAGCCAGGGUUAUCUCAAGCUCAUCUUGGUAUUUAGAGGGGUUAGCUUAGUGCUGCUGGGAAGGCUGAGUUUAAGCUUGGCUCGGUCAAACUGACCUACAUUGAGCUUAGGUUGGUAAGGCUUGAAAAUGGCUGAGAGGAAGUGAGAGAAGGGGAUAUAAGGGGCACAGAUCAGACUCAGUGGUGGAAGCAAGCAGACACAGAUGUUGGCAAGCCAACAUGACAGCGAUGGAGGACCUGUUGUUGAGGACCCCAUAUUGUUGUCACUUCUACAGGAGGUGGCAUGUUAAGGUCAGUAGAAGCAGCUUGGAAUGAAAGAGUUAAUGUUGGGGAAGCCAAUAACUGAUAUCAACCACUGUUUCAAAAGCAAUCUAUGUACCCUUACAUCUAUAUGCAGCCUCCAAGCCACCCUGUGCAAGGCUACUUCUGUAAGAGGACGGGCCACAGUGUGGCACCCAACUGUCCUAUAUAAGCCUAAGCCUUGGACGUGUAGCCUUCUAACUCCAUAAUUUUCUUUUUCUAUUGAAUUGUUAUUUAAUUAUUUCUAAACUUUUUAUUCUUUUGUUUGUCGUUAUGAAUUUAUUUAUUUUUAGUGUUUUUUAGAUACAAACCACAUAAGCCCCUGCUUAGGUGGCUGUAUGUUUUGAAAUGUGGUAUGUUGAUUACAAAAGUCGUUGAUUGCUCACAUACAGUGGCCAUGUUUUGACAUGUUGAUGACAAAUGAAAUUAGCUGGGGAGUAGGUUUGGUCACAGUGCUGGCAUAUGCUGACAUACAAAAGUCAUUUUUUUCAUUAGUGUAUGUGUGUGCGCGCAUGAGAGAGAGAGAGAGAAGGUAAGGUAGGAGGCAACCAUUGAGUCCACAAAAGAGGGCAUCAGGUUAGCAUUGGCAGAAUCCGUUUUAGUUUCUUAACCCUAUAUCUACUAUCUCAGCUGAAU
Elaeis guineensis (African oil palm) is the source of this 3264-nucleotide messenger RNA. Lineage: Eukaryota; Viridiplantae; Streptophyta; Magnoliopsida; Arecales; Arecaceae. The record is from RefSeq and is a predicted model, not a curated record.